Messenger RNA from Parasteatoda tepidariorum (common house spider), 5276 nucleotides. The record is from RefSeq and is a predicted model, not a curated record. Lineage: Eukaryota; Metazoa; Arthropoda; Arachnida; Araneae; Theridiidae.
CUGUCGCAUAGCAACAAAAACAAUUAUGAAACAAAGAAAAGAAGAAUAUUUUACAAUCCAUUUUCUUAUUUAAUUAAUUUCAUCAUUUUAAAUUUAUUUAAAUCAUUGAUCCAUAUUUAGUUUUAGUUAUUAAUGCGUUAUUUUAAUCAUUCAUAAGAAACAUUUAUUUGGAACCUUUAUCUUUCAAAAAAUUUGUUACAAAUGCGGUCAUUUCUAGAUUAUAAUGGCCUUAAAGUGAGGAAAUGUUCCGCAUGAUUACCAAUCUGUGCUUUGUUUUUGGCGUUGUUUCUAAAAAUAGCUUGAAUUUCAUAAAAUUGACGAAAUGACACAGGAUGUGUCUUCUAAUUGUGUUUUAACCAAAAAAUGUGCCAAUGGGCUGUUGGAUACAGCUGAGGAUGGUGUUCCAUUCUGUGAAGACAGCUGUAAUGAAAUCAGUAUUAGAGAACAACUUUUAGCUGCUAAACAAAGUAUAACCUUUCUACAAAAUGAGCAUGCCAUUUUAUUAAAAGGUCUUCAUGAGGAAAUCGAAAGUCUACAAAAUCUUUGCAGAGAUCUUCAAUUUCGGUGUGAAGUUAUUGGAUGUAUUCUUCCUGAUAAUGAAUUUUUCAAAUGUAGUCCAAAAACUCUUGAGCAGAAGGUUGAGAAUUUAUUAAAAGAGAACACAGAACUAAGACGGAAGCUGAACGAAAGUCACCAAGCCAUUGACAUUCUUGACCAAAAAGAAAAGUUAGCAUUGUGGCAACACCACCAGGAACUGGAACAAAGAGACGAAACCAUACUUAGCCUCGAGAAAGAGUUGGAGGCCAAAUGCAACACCAUUACCCAGCUCACCUCAGCUCAAGGUGCAAGAAGAAAAAAGGGCAACUUCUGGCGCCGCUUCAGUUUCACCUCCUCUAACCAUCCUUCAACGUCCACUUCUGUGCCUCAUUCCAAAAUCCACCCUCCUCGCGUAGAGCAUUUGAGCAAAGAGGAUCUUCCAUCUGAAAUGCAAGGAUCACUCACAUCUUAUGAAUCUCAAUACCAGAGUUAUUCCUCAUAUUCUUCCCUCUCUGAUAAAAGUGUGUCUGACGAUGAAGGUCUAGGCCAUCACACUCAGGGGGAGUACAAGAAGAAACUUGCAUCUAAAACAACGGUCAAACUGCCGCCCAUCACUGGCCUGCCAACCGUUUCAAACCGCCAACUCGUGCGACAGCAGUUGAGAGUCCACGGAUACCCCAACCAAGUGGCAGCCGAUUCAUUGGCCAUCGAUCAAAUACAAUCACCCGAGAUGCCCCUUAAGAGGACGAAUAUGACUUGAUUUCUUUUGUGGGUAUUUAGUUCGAGUUUGAAAUUGAGAGAGUUUGUCAGCCCUACAAAUUGACACAAAGUUCUUAAUUUUGUACCCAAAGUUUCAUUUCUGUAUAGGUUUUGUGACUCGGUAAUUUAUUUAUUUAUUAUAUAGUUUUUAUGCAGAUAGCUUUUAUGACUUAAUAAUUUAUUCUUUUCAUUUUUAUGUACCGUUGUAUACUCUAUCUGCCAAGAAAUAUUUGGAUACUUACGAUAGAAAGUAAAACAAAAUUUUAUUCCUAUGCAAUCGUUUGUAAAUCUCCCACAAGAGCCGAUUAUAUGCGCAACUCAAGGAAGAAUACUCUCCACAAGUCCUAGCAUUAUGACUCUUGGUAUUUUCUUCCACUCAGUUUGAGGUAAUAUGUAAUCAACUUUUAGACUAUUGCACCCCUUCAUUUGGCAUGGUGAUCAAUCCAUUGGGUUAAUCCUAUUGUCUUCUUACCAGUCUAUGCUUAACCUCUCAAGAAUACAGCUGGCAUUUUUGUCCUUGAAGUAGCAUGGGUUUAACCUAUAAAACUGCUACAAUAUAGGACACACUCAGUCAUUUGAAGAAAAGGUCCACACCAAGAGAAAUACCCCCAGAUAACUAUUUUAUCUUGAUAAUGGGUGUCCAAAUACUUAUUGACAGAUUGUAUAUAUGCAUUGACUUUAGCAAUUUUUGGGCCUUACUCCCCUAUUGAUAAUCAGCAACUCUUUAUUGGUCCAGCAGUUUGGAACAUAAUGCAUAUGUAAAGCUUUUAUACUUGCACUGUUUAUGGUUAUUUGAAUGGGAGUGAGAACCACAAGCAUAAAGCUUUCAUUGGCCUAUAGCUGUUUAGUGUGAUGCAGGAGUGCUAGAUUUUGACACAAAAAACAGAAUUACUUAAGAAAAUAUGCUUCAUCUGUAGGAAAAAUUUUCUUUUAUAAAAUAUUUUACUUACUUUUUUAAAAAUCGUGUUGAAUGUUUUUCCCCCCUCUUAAGUGAAUAGCAUGUCACCCCUGUGUGCAGAAUACCUGUGACAUUGUUGUGGAACUUCAUAGAAUUCUUUCAGAAAGAUUUUUCAUUUGGGAAAUAAUAAAAUUUGGUUUUUUAUCUUCUGAAAUUUUGCAGAAUUUUGAGCUGAAUUUUUAAAAAAUAAGUAUUUAUUUUUUUUUUGCAGAAUUGUUUUCAAAAGAUUGUCUUCCCCGUGUACCGGAGACGAAGGAAACGCCCGUGAUCUUCCAUAGCCUUUAAUCUCAAUCGGAAUUCUUGCCUAGUUUCGCUAAUUUCAAUUUUUCGCAAAAUCUCGUUAAUAAGAUAUUUAUUCCUUCUCUAAAAGCAACUCUCCUCUUUUUUUUCUGCAUGCGCUCUCAAUCACGCACAUUGUUUUUUUUUUAAAAACUCAGAAUUGCAAGAGCAAGACAUAACUUUGAAAUUAAGAAAUUCCUUAGCGAUUUGGAGUGGCUUCAGAUAUAAUUUAAAAUUGAUAAUAUAAAAAGUAUUUUCAAAAUCACGGGAAUUUAAAAAAUAGUUCGCUCUAGAAAUGUUUGGGUUUUUUUUUUUAAUUUUCCAAUUAAAUAUGGCUGAGUCAGAUUUCCUUACAAAUUCAGAUGUGUAAAAUAACUAUUAAAUCAAUGUGGUAUAUUUGAUUUGUACCUCCUUCUAUUUGGCUGAAAUAAUUCAAUAUUUUUAACAUGAUAUUAUGGCAUGAAAAUUUCAAAUCACAUAUUUAAGUAAUUACUUCCACCAAUUCUUUCACUUAAAAUUGAUAACAUUUAAUUAAUAUCAUUUACUAUCUUUAUUUUAUUUGGUCAUGAGAUCCAAAUAUUUGUAAUGCUUGUUUAGGAAUAUAUCUAAGCAUUAUGAGUUCAAAAGGAAAGACUCGUUAAACUGAAAUUGGGUUGGUUACUGGGUUAUUCCCUAAAUGAAGUUGGGAUAAUUAGUGAAAGAAAAAUCUCAUUAAAUAUAGAUUGACUCAACUAAUUUGUUUUUUAAGUAUUUAGAUAAGUUUUAUAUUACUAUAUGGGAUUUUGUAUUCCCACUCUCUAAAAUAAAAUAGGGGUAAUUACUGAAAAAAAUUAUUUAUUCAACUUAUUGUUUAAUUAAUUAGCUAUGCUUUUCAAAGACAUUAUUUCAAUAAUGUUAUAAAAAAUAAUUUCGUGUAUUUCUUCGCAAUUUUAAAUAAUUACUUUUUUUAUACUUGCAAUUAUUUUGUAAUAGUAAUUUUAACUGCAUAAAUUACUGUACACAUUUAUACAUAAAAUGUAUUAUAAAACUAAAUAUAACUUAUUUACCUUUUAAUUGUGAGGUAGUGAUUCAAUAUGUUUAUUAAAAAAUUUUGCAUAAUAAAGUAAUAUUAUUGAAUAACUUAAUGUAAAGGAACAAUGCUUCUAGUUUUAAGUUUUGAAUUUGGAGAAGGAUUGUCCAGAUUCUUACUUUCCAUUUAUAACAAAAAUAGCUAAAAUGACAAAUUAAGAUAUACACAUACAAUUAGUGUUAUGGUUCAAAACAUUUUAAUGUAUCUUAAAUACCUCUAUCAAUAAAAUAAAUCAGAAUAAUAACUGCCCUUCAAUAAGAGAUAACUAAAUCAUUUACACACAUGUAAGUGCUGUUAUAAUAAUUUUAUGUUGAUGGCAUCAAAGGUUUCUUCUUUGUAACUUAUGGGCACCAUUUUAUCUGUCUAAUAAGAAUGUGCUGACAACAAUUUUAAACCAUUUUCUUUUCGUUUUAUAAAGAAAAAAAUAAUAAUUUUCUUUCUAAUAAUAAUUUUCUUUCAAAAUUAUAAGUUUAAGAAUAUAACAGACAUGAAAUAAUAUAUUCAAUUUUAUUUACUCUCAGUCAUGAACAGAAAACAUUUCAAUCAAUUUAAAUUUGUAGCUAUAAGCAUAUUUUUUAUGUUUUUAAUUCUUCUACUUGAUCACCAUACAUGUUCUCUAAAUGUGAAACAUUUUUAACCAAAGCAAAAUAAGUUGUGUGUAUUUUAUGUUUUUUUCAUAAAAUCUACUGAAAUUUUCUCCUUAUCAUGUUAGCAAGUGUCAAUGAUUUUUAUAAAUUAUAUAUUUAUACAUAGCUGCCAACUCUACUGGAUUUUGCCAUUUUCUCUUAGUCUACCGGUAUAAUAAAUAUUCUCCUGGUUUAGGACAUUUUAGAAUUGUGUAAAUUUUCGAAAAAAAAAAUCCCUUUUGGAAUAGAAUUAUUACGCAAUUUCUUACUUGUUUGAAUAUUUAAAUAAGUAUUGCUAAUACAUAAGGAAGCGAGCCUUACUUAUAAUAAUCAGUUUAAAGCUUUUCUUUUCCUUUGUUCUGAAAAUUUCAGUUUAUUUUUAUUCAAACUUUCUUUUUAAAUUAUAAAAUCUUUUAAAUAUCAGUAAUGAUUUACAUGUCUACUACUAUUUGAGAUUAGGAGUUAACAUUAUAAAAAAAAUAUUUCAAAUUCAUUUAAUGCCAAUCAUAAAUGGAAAAUAUUGCAGACCAUUUAUGAGUGUUAUGAUAUCAUUAGUUAUAGUAUUAAAGUUAAAAAGCUUAGUUAGUGUGUAAAAAAGUUUCUGUAUUUUGAUGACAAUAAAAAUCCCUAAAAUUCCCUCUAUGUAAAAUAUUUAGUAUAUUAUGCAACAGUUAUCAUGAAAUUUAUGUUAUUUUGUAAGCUCUACUGGAUUUUUCCUAUCCAUGUUGAUAGGUCAAUACAAUAUUCGUCAUUAUUUGUAAGUAAAAUAUGUUUUCUAAACUUAGGGCAUUAAGAGUUGAGAGGUCUGGUUUUCCCUUUAUUGGUUUGCUGAACAAAUGUGAUAGACAAAAGUUUGCGAUAUACUCAUUUUGUGUUUUCUUAAUGAUUUUAGAUUUCUUGUGAAAGAAUUUUGUUUUGCAUUUGAUAUUGUGAAGUGAAAAAACUGCUUUUAAAUAUGGCAAUGCAUUUCAACCUGUGAUCUUAUUGUGGUCCUGACAAAGUGUAUUAUUUUUUUAUAGUGGAAGAAUAAAUGUUUAUGACUUUUCUA